Molecule: messenger RNA, 2563 nt
Organism: Sinocyclocheilus grahami
Lineage: Eukaryota; Metazoa; Chordata; Actinopteri; Cypriniformes; Cyprinidae
Product: noelin-2-like
Exons: 6
Coding region: 55-1698 (547 amino acids)
Biological process (GO): signal transduction
Source: RefSeq, a predicted model, not a curated record
GUCGCUCUUCGGCUGAAGAAUAACGUGUUUCGUGCAUCGCUGUGAUGCCGUCGGAUGCGAGCAUCUGGUACAUGUGAGCUGGUUUUGAGACUCUUGUGUACACGUGCAGCCGCCUGUCCCUUGGCUGGAGGAAGAGGGAGGAGGAGGGUGCAUCAGGUUCGUGUCCAUUCCUGCACGCUGCAUCUGGACUCUGGCGCCAGGGAGUGUGGGGGGGCACUAGGGCCAGGUGGCUGGCCGAGGGACAACAUGAGCGUUCCGCUCCUGAAAAUUGGCGCGGUGCUCAGCACCAUGGCCAUGGUCACCAACUGGAUGUCCCAGACGCUGCCCUCGCUGGUGGGGCUUAACGGAACCACCAUCUCCCGCGCAGGCACUUCGGAAAGGAUCGUCAGUGCCUUGUAUCCGAGCCCAGAGGAGGGCUGGCAGAUCUACAGCUCGGCACAGGAUGCAGAUGGGAAAUGUAUCUGCACAGUUGUGGCUCCAGCACAGAACAUGUGUAAUCGAGACCCACGCAGCAGACAGCUCCGUCAGCUUAUGGAGAAGGUUCAGAAUAUUACUCAAUCCAUGGAGGUGCUAGAUCUGAGGACGUACAGAGACCUGCAGUAUGUGAGAGACACAGAGAACCUCAUGAAAACAGUGGACGGCAAACUGAAGACUGCCUCUGAAAAUCCACGCAGCCUCAACCCCAAGAGUUUUCAGGAGUUAAAGGACAAGGUUACUCAGCUGCUUCCCCUGCUGCCAGUGCUGGAGCAGUACAAGGCAGAUGCAAGAAUGAUCCUUCGGCUGAGGGAGGAGGUGAGGAAUCUGUCCCUGGUACUAAUGUCAAUUCAAGAGGAGAUGGGAGCCUAUGACUACGAGGAGCUCAGGCAGCGAGUGCUACUGCUGGAGACUCGCCUGCACUCCUGCAUGCAGAAACUCGGUUGCGGGAAGCUAACUGGCGUCAGUAACCCCAUCACUGUCCGCGCCUCAGGGUCAAGGUUCGGCUCCUGGAUGACUGACGCAAUGAUCCCCAGCUCCGAUAAUAGGGUAUGGUCAAUGGACGGUUACUUUAAGGGACGCCGUGUGCUGGAGUAUCGCACAAUGAAUGACUUCAUGAAGGGCCAGAACUUUGUGCAGCAUCUCCUGCCCCACCCUUGGGCUGGUACGGGUCACGUGGUGUACAAUGGUUCCCUCUACUACAACAAAUACCAGAGUAACAUAAUCAUCAAGUAUCACUUCCGAUCCCGAAGCAUCCUGGUGCAGCGCAGCCUUAGCGGCGCGGGCUACAACAAUACCUUUCCCUACUCCUGGGGUGGAUCAUCUGACAUCGACCUCAUGGCCGAUGAGAACGGGCUAUGGGCCGUCUACACCACCAUUCCCAAUGCUGGAAACAUCGUCAUUAGCCGUCUGGAGCCACAAAGCCUAGAAGUGCUUCAGACGUGGGACACAGGCUUCCCUAAACGGAGCGCUGGCGAGUCGUUCAUGAUCUGCGGCACACUCUACGUCACUAACUCCCACCUGGCCGGUGCUAAGAUCUUCUUUGCAUACUACACCAACACCUCAACCUAUGAGUACACAGACAUCCCCUUCCAUAACCAAUACUCCCACAUUUCCAUGAUGGACUAUAACCCCCGAGAAAGAGUGCUCUACACUUGGAACAACGGACAUCAAGUCCUCUACAAUGUCACAUUGUUCCAGGUCAUCAAAACCUCUGAGGACUAGGUCACGCAGACCUUACAAACACAUCUGCUUAUACACAAAUGUACACACACUGAUACACCCACACAAAUCACACACAUUUAUGUGGAGGAGGAGAUGACUAAAGCUUGGACUUUUUUACUGCAUUCCAAACUUCAUAGAGUGCUAUUAUUCAUCUAAUGUUCUGAGGAGAGCAAGAUUGGUACUGGUAUACGGACUUAGCCUUUAUUUUCUUUCCUGUGAUGAUUCAGCAUGAGUACUUUCUUUUUAUUUGUGGAAAAAGAAUAAAUAAACAUCAAACUUUACCAUUUUCAAGUUUCACCUUUUUCUUUUACCCCACAGAUGCCAAUGGUUAAUAAUGGCUGCAUACUGUAAUGAAAAGUUUGAGUAAAUGCUUAUUCGCAGAGUAUUCUUUGUGAAAUCUUUCACAAAGCCUUUAUCUAAACUCCAGUUGUAAUAUAACUAGAGAUGUGCCGCAGCAGGGUUGAGCCAAGUUCCUCUUGACUGCCUCAGGAAGUGAAUCCAGCUCCUGUUUGGUGUCAGCCAUCCUGAGGAGAGACGUCAGUCAGGCGGAGCUCCGUGACAUGAAGGGCUGAAAGGUGAGGUGGCAGCGGAGAAGAAAUGGGAGACAGUGGAAGAAGGAAAAAAAACAAAACAACAGUAUUCAGUCGGACAGAUGAGGCCCCGGGCUACAGUGAUGCCUGCUGCUGCUGUUGUUGUUUGCACUUGCCAAGUUACAAUCUGUUUCCAUGUCUCUUUCGAGGCAUGCCUCCUCAGCAGGCUGUGUAAAAAUAUUAAACCGUGGGGUUGUCCAACUACUUGUUAAAUGUGUUCUUUAUUUAAUUUGAGUUAAGACCAAAGUAUACUUCCCUUGUCCGCAUUCUUCUUC